AUGGUUAAGUUAUUUUAUAUAUCACUUUUAAUAUUUAUUUUUAGUAGUAAUGUUUAUGGAGGUUUUUUAAAUGAUUCAGAUAUCACACCAAUUUCAUCAAAUAAUGAUGUUGUCCGUUAUUAUGAGGGAUUUUAUUUAAUAGAUGGUUAUAGUUUUGUUGGUACAUCAAAAGAGGGUAAAAUUAGUACUAAUUAUACUGGUAAUUAUACCGAAGAUACCUCAACCUUUGCUUAUUCAAACCAAACCACAAAUUAUCCUCGUUUAAAAUGGUUCUAUACUCUCUCAAUUAAAGACUGGAUCCCCUUUAUAUAUGUUCCAACUUAUAUAGUAGAGUAUGUCGAAAAUAAUAAAAAACCAGGUCUUCAAAUUGAUGAGGAUGAAAUUGUUAGGACAAUUAAUCUUGCAACUUUAGAGUUCCAAUAUGAAAUUGAGAGUGGUGAAUUAGAGAACUCUGAUGGCAUGAAAUUCAAAGUUUAUCAUAUUAGUGUUGCAAGUAGCACUGGACUCUUUCAAAUAAAUUAUACCAUAUCCGAAAACCCAAUUAAAAUCAAUGGUACUUUAUUAUCUAGUUCUCAAAGUAAAAUAGAUAUUGGUAUAUAUAAUUAUUAUAAUCAUACUUUCCCAUGCUAUCCUACUUCAUGUUAUUCUGGCCCUUCAAAUAAAAAUUCAAAUCUUGCUUUGCUUUCUUUCCUAGUAGCUAGGAGUGGAAUGGAGGUAUUAGAGGAAAAGGUAUCUGUUAAUAAUGACUUGGGUCUCUCUGUGAAUUUCGAAUGGGCUAAAACAGCAAAUAUCCAAGUAGAAAAUAGUUCCUUAAAUGAAAUAAAAUGUGUUUACACCAAUAGUUCUGGUUAUAAUGCAAAGAAAUAUGGUUCUACUUUUAUUAAGGAGUAUAUUGAUGACACUUAUGUGUUCCUUGUUACUUCAUUCGAAGGUUCAAGACCAUCAAAAAUAAAAUGGGACACAAUUAUGGGUGGAUCAGCUCUAGGUUUUAACAAUAUCUCAUCUAAAUGUAUAUAUAAUCCUCUAUUAAUAGCCAUUGCAUUUUUAUUAUUGUUAGUUUAA
Messenger RNA from Dictyostelium purpureum, 1062 nucleotides. RefSeq lists its product as uncharacterized. Bases 1 to 1062 code for a protein of 353 amino acids. The transcript is spliced from 2 exons. NCBI's taxonomy places the organism in Eukaryota, Evosea, Eumycetozoa, Dictyosteliales, Dictyosteliaceae. The record is from RefSeq and is a predicted model, not a curated record.